CAGCAUGGUCAGAAAAACUAUACUUUAGAUUCUCAGCACAUAUCUGAAAAUGUCUACGUAUUACUGACUUGGUUCAAGCUUGUAGCGACUUGGAAUUUUUCACUUUAUUACAAAGUGCAGUUACACAUUUUACUUCAGUAUGCCUGUUUUACAUUUUCAUUGGUAAAAUAGUAUUGGAGGCCAUUGUCACGUCGAUUACCCUGGUUACCAUUUCUACGUGGGCACGAAACAUAUGGUUACUGCUUGGUUACUGCUCACUUGGUUACUGGUUACUGCUUACUGAAACAUAUGGUUACUGCUCACUUCUCGAUCGCUGCUUGAGCUGGCCGGUCGAGACUUUUGCUAUGCAUGUUGCCCCCUGGUAAUAGCAUAGCGGUUCUCGAAUUUAACUGGCGUUCUCAAUUAAGAAAACUGCCGUAUUCCAUCUUUAAAUUUGAACACCCUUGGUAAUUAUCGACAUCAGUCCUCCCAGUCACCAUGGACGUUCAGAACUGGUACCGAUUCACACGCUGCCAAUCUGGACAUGAAGAAGCAUACCUAGCCCGGUUUCUAUAUGACAUUGUUUACCGUAAACUAUCAAUUAAUUUCUCCACCGUCAUCCUCGCUAACUCCUCCCGUCAGAAAAUUCUUCCUCCCGCGUGGGAUAACCUCCCCCAUUCCGCACUGGUAAGAUAUCAGUCAUUUCUUGGUGACUUCACUAAUCAGUUAUCCUACGCAUGCAAGUAUGACCUUUGGGCUGCGCAUGACAUUGCAGAAUUAUUUACUUGGGGGUUAGCCGAAUAUGCUUUAAGUGUUCUACGCUGUACGUCUUCUAAGCAGAAAUUUUUUAACAAAAAGCGAAGUAAUGCUGUUCCUUCCGAACUCCUGUCUCACCUAUCUUCUGUCACUCGCGAAAUUAAUAAACUCAAGCGGAAGAAGCGCCGCCUUAGGGCCAAUAACCGUGAGUUGUCUUUCGAUUAUGCCAAUAACCUAAGUCAACUAAAAGUAAUUAAAAAAUCUCUGUCUGAAAAAGUUUUGCAGUUCCGAUCAUCAGCCGAGCGGAAAGAAAACGACAGCUGGUUUCGCCGUAAUAUGUUCAGUUUUAUUAACAGUAAGCUUAAGCACGGUAACAACACCUCGAAAAGCGCACUUAAAACCAGUGAUAUCGAAGACUAUUUUAAAAAGGUUUGCAAUCCAUCCGAGUUAGCGCCCCUUGACUGCUCUUGGUUCAGUAAACUGAACAAAAAACCGGUGACUGUGGACUUUAACUCGUCCGAUAUUCAGCCUUCCGAUAUUGAGUAUAUUCUAAAGGAAAAAAAACUUUCGUGUGGAUCUGGCCUGGACGGCUUAAACUAUGCUUUUCUGAAACCUUUCCCAAUAAUUCAUAGAUUCCUUGCUUUUCUUUUCAAUAAAAUUUUAAAAUCGGGAAAGCCGUGUAGGUCAUGGCAGACAGGUAAGACGAUUCUUAUACAUAAGAAGGGUGAUGUAAAGUCAGUCGAAAACUAUCGCCCCAUCACAUUAACCAGCUGCGUAGGCAAAAUUUUCCACUCUGUUAUUUCUAAGCGAUUAAUGACUUUUUGCAUAAAAAACGGUAUAAUCGAUACGGAUGUUCAGAAGGGCUUCAUUGAAGAAAUGAACGGAUGUGGUGAACAUUCGCUGAAACUCACGAAACUGAUCGAACAGCAGCGCGCAAAAAAACGUGCGAUGCAUGUUACCUGGCUAGAUGUAGCCAACGCAUACGGCUCGGUAAGGAAAGAAGUUAUGCUGGCAGCGUUGAAGCACUACGGCAUCCCUAAUGAAAUCGUUAAUUAUAUUAACAACUAUUAUACCGGGCUCUCUAUUAAAAUUCAAAAUAAUGAUUCUUUUACUAGUGAGAUCCCGUUUAACGUAGGACUGUUCCAGGGCGAUACAAUGAGUUGCGCGCUAUUUUUGUUAAUUUUCAACCCUGUUUUGGAAUUUAUUGAAAAUAACCAGAAACAUGGCAUAUCUUUUAAUAGUUUACCGGACAAAAAGCUAGUCGCACUUAGCUUUGCUGAUGACCUAACUUUAAUUGUAAAAAACAAAUCAACCAUGCAGCGCCUGUUGAACGAUGUCGAUAGCAGGAUGAAUUCACUGGGUUUGAGAUUACAGCCGAGUAAAUGCCGAAGUUUUUCAUUAAAAAAGGGUGUGUCUACUGUAUCGGAAUUUUCAAUUAAAGGUCAACGCAUAACAAACAUUUCAGAAGAACCAAUGAAGUUUUUGGGAGCUUGGAUUUUUGAAAAACACCAGUCAACAUCUGCUGGCAGUAAGCUUUGUGAAAUUUUUGAUGACUUUUUGCAGCGCAUUGAUAAUCUUAAUUUGCGUAAUACUUUUAAAAUUAAAAUUUAUAAAGAUUAUAUGACAUCCUGUGUCCGGUUUCUUCUUACUGUUCAUGACUUAAGUCUGUCCGUUGUCGACCAAUUGGAAAGUAAAGUCAAUAAAUACAUUAAAAAGUGGAUCGAUUUGAGGGAUUUUACCAACUGCGACUAUUUUUAUUCCUCUGAUGGCCUAGAUCUGAAGUCUGUUAAAGGAAUUUAUUUGCAAGCUCAUGCAGCCUUUCUCGCGGAUGCCAUUUGUUCUACUGACACUGUUGUUUCGGUAAUUGCAUCCAAUUCCUUGGAAAAAUCCUGUUUAUCAGAUACAGCUAUUAUAGGCAUUGUUAACAAUACUGUAGAGGCUGGGAAAGAGGCCGGUAUAUCAAAAGGUAAAAUUAGGAAGUUAGUGAGUGCGAAAGUCCGGUCAGAAAUGACAACGAGGCGCGAUAACAGGUUACGUACACUAGUUCAGCAGGGCGCGUGGAAGGCGGUAGCUGAAGCGCAGGCAGUGGAUACUUUCUGGAAGUCAGUUCUAUAUAACUUACCAGAGAAGACCGUCUCUUUUAUGGUCAAGGCAGCUCUCGACAUUGCUCCUUCUUUCACUAAUCUUUGCAAGUGGGGCAUGUCUAUUUCAGCUAAGUGUGAUCUCUGUGGUGGGGAAAGCGGUACUCUCUGUCAUAUUCUUAAUUGUUGCCCUAUCGCUCUCUCUGGUGCACGCUAUACCUGGCGACACAACAGCAUUCUUAAAGCUAUUUUCAACUGUUUUACCAGUGCGGCUGUGAAUGCAGAGGUUACAGUCCCCUUCGAGUCUGAACAGGGAUUCAGCAACGCCGACAAGCGAAAGAAGGAGCGCUACUCCCGCCUGUGCAGAGACCUGGACGUAGCAGGGUGGACAGUUGAAUACCAUCACCUCGCCAUCGGAAGUAGAGGGAUGAUUCCCUCUAAAGCCGUGAAUGCCAUGCACCGCAUCGCCAACACGGUAGCCGUUGGAGGAAAAUACGUGAAAGCCAAACAGCUGCCAGAAUCGCUUGCCUCUAUCGCCCUUAGUUGUAGUUACGUAAUUUUCCUGAAUAAAUCAAAUGUUAACUGGGCAGUACCGGGCCCAAGCGAACUGUUUACGUAUUGAUAUGCUUUCCUUCAUGUCCAGUCGACCUCAGCACGGUCGAAAACGAUGCUGUCCUGUUUACAUUGUACCACUGCACUUCUGAUGUCGAUAAUUGGCUGGUGCGAUGUUCUCCCACCUUACCUUUAUUGCGCACUGUUUUAAUUAUAUAACUAUAAUAGCAUUAAUAUAGAAUUACGGUUGCGAAUUAUAGGAGUACAAUGACAGGCGAUUACGUGCGUAAGUGUCUAUGCUUUCCCUUUUUCCCACAGGAAAACUUUUCAAUUCCUUAUUAAAUUUUUUCUUUCCUUAAUAUUAACUUUAGUAAUAAAGUUUUCAAGAGUUAGUUAUUUUUACGUGGGUUUUGGGUUUUAUGCAUAGACCCCAGCGCGAUCGUCUACCUGACACACUUAUUUUGUUACAUCUUCGCAACCGUAAAUGAUUUAAAUAGCGCCACGGGCCUGCGUGCCUGCGAAUCUUAACUUUAUAAUUAUGUAAUAGGGAAAGG
Messenger RNA from Paramacrobiotus metropolitanus, 3922 nucleotides. RefSeq names its product dehydrogenase/reductase SDR family member 11-like. The record is from RefSeq and is a predicted model, not a curated record. Lineage: Eukaryota; Metazoa; Tardigrada; Eutardigrada; Parachela; Macrobiotidae. The transcript has 2 exons. The coding region runs from base 478 to 3438 and encodes 986 amino acids.